This is a messenger RNA of Penicillium brevicompactum, 936 nucleotides long. Its product is annotated as NUDIX hydrolase. Gene Ontology annotation, biological process: coenzyme A catabolic process. Gene Ontology annotation, molecular function: acetyl-CoA hydrolase activity; coenzyme A diphosphatase activity. The record is from RefSeq and is a predicted model, not a curated record. The coding region runs from base 1 to 936 and encodes 311 amino acids. The transcript is spliced from 5 exons. Lineage: Eukaryota; Fungi; Ascomycota; Eurotiomycetes; Eurotiales; Aspergillaceae.
AUGCGGAGACACCUUCUCCGAACCGUUCGACACUUCAGCACCACCUUGCAGAAACAGAACCAGCACUCGGAGCCCAAACUGUUCAGCCUCAACGCUAGCCCGCCCCGAACCUCCGAAGUAAUGGCGCCCCUAAAUCACGCCUCCCAGGAGGCAAUCACCAGACUCCGAAAUUACAUCCCCCCGCCAACAGCAUAUGACUCGGUUCCGCUCAGCAGGCGAGCGGCAGUGCUCAUACUUCUGUAUGCGGAUGCCAAGGGUGAUCUCAGGGUGGUUGUUACGAUACGGGCUAAGACACUAAGUUCGUACGCAGGAGAUGCUGCUUUGCCUGGAGGCCGAGCCGACACCGAAGAAGAAACCGCCUUCGAAACCGCCCGCCGUGAAGCAAGCGAGGAGAUCGGACUCCCCGAUACGGACACGAAUCUCCCACCCCCCUUCCGCGUGGAGCAUCUCUGCGAGCUCCCGGCCAAUCUUGCCAAAACGGAGCUGGUGGUGCGUCCCUGCGUCGCCCUCCUGCACGGUUAUGAUCCUCACUCCGGAGCUACUGCCGAUCCUGAGAAGCUCAUUCCAACCCUGGACGCUAGAGAGGUUGCGGCUGUUUUUACGGCGCCGUUAUCGGGGUUUUUGAAGAGUCGGUUGGGGUCGGAGGAAUGGUAUCGGGGAUCGUGGAGUUUGUGGCAUAAUGAGAAUUGGAAGAUGCACCAGUUCUUUGUUCGCACGAAUUCCCAGGUAUAUCGCAUCUUUGGAAUGACGGGACGAAUCAUUGUCGACGCGGCCCGGGUUGCCUAUGCGCAGGAACCAGAGUUCGAGCAUAAUAGCCACUUUGGAGACGAGGAGAUGAUCGCCAAGCUUCGUCGGGUAGGUCGAUUGAGUGCCGUUCGUAAAUCGUCGGAUCAAUUGACCCGACAAACGAUGGAGAAGGCAGCCAAACUUAGUUGA